CGACACGGAAGUGGCGAUUUCCAUUUAUGGUUGCUCGUACAUCUAUCAGUCAAAGCGAAGAAAAUCUUGACAAACACGCAAUAAAGGACAUUUUCGGAAACAAUUUGACCACUUGUCGGUCAGAAUAACUAAGACGGUAGAAGAUGUCAUACCAGCAAGGAUUGGAGCGUGACUUUGCUCAGAUGCAUGUACAGGACAGAGGGGGUAUCCAUCUACCACCUGCCCUCGCCCCCAAGCCCAAACCCUACAACCCUGCCCCAGCGCCAUACCGACCUGCCCCGGGACAGCAGAAAGCAGGCCAGGCAGCAUUCAGACAAGUGUAUCAUGAUGGUGAGGACUUCCCUCCUCCCCCUCCCCAGACAGGCUACUCAGAGGAACAUGCCUACCCACCCCCUCCACCCCCGGAACAGGUGAGGGGCUACAUGUAUCAACAACCACUCGAUGACUUCCCUCCCCCACCUCCACCACAAGCAUCUCAAGGCUACGAAUACAGGGACAACCAGUAUGGCGGGGGACCAAAGACUGCCAACUACAUGAACCAAGUGGGGUAUCGGGAUUCCCCAGGACCCUACAACGAAUACGGAUCUUCCCCAGGAGCAUAUUCUAGGGGCCCCGAGGGUCGCAACUCGCCCUACAUGUCGGGGCAGAGCAACUACGCAAAUGUUAACGUAGUCUCGGGCAAACAUGACUAUGGACGAGCUUCCCCCAGCACUUUCCGAGCUGAGCCUGCUCAGGGGCGACAAGAUCGUCCAGUCCCUGGACCACAGGUGCCCUCUUCUUCGGAACAGUUGGUCAGUACUGUGGCUCCCUCUGAGAAGGAGGCUGAGGUAGAUGCACUCACAAGUCUCCUCAUGCAGAGCAUGGAGUCCUCCGGCGAUCCAGACUACUUUGGAAUGUGCUCCAAAUGCAGCAAGAAAGUUUUGGGAGAAAUCAACGGGUGCAAGGCCAUGGACCAGGUGUUCCACAUCAACUGCUUCACCUGUGUCAGCUGCAACCUGAAACUGCAGGGCAAAUCCUUCUUUGCUCUUGAGAAUAAGCCAUACUGUGAAGUCUGUUAUAUGAAUACUCUGGAGAAAUGUUCUAUCUGUUCGAAGCCAAUCACUGACAGGCUACUGAGAGCAACUGGCAAGCCAUACCAUCCCGACUGCUUCGUGUGUGUGGUUUGUGGGAAGAGUCUAGACGGUGUCCCCUUCACAGUCGACGCAACAAACCAGAUACAUUGCAUCGAGGACUUCCACAAGAAGUUUGCCCCCCGUUGCUGCAGCUGUCAGUUGCCUAUAAUGCCAGAGACUGGACAAGAUGAAACCGUGAGGAUUGUUGCCAUGGACAAGAGUUUCCAUGUCGACUGCUACAGAUGCGAGGACUGUGGAAUGCAGCUGUCCUCCGAGGCUGAAGGGCGGGGCUGCUACCCCCUGGACGACCACAUCCUGUGUAAAAACUGUAACGCCAAACGCAUUCAGCAGAUGACUACAAAGAUGGCCACUGAGCUAUAAGCAUCAAACAGCCAGAACAGGCUGAACACCAGGUUAAAACGUUUUCUGACGAAAACAUCUCGGAACUUCAACCUUGAUGUCCAAAAGUUUUCAAAGGGACGUAGUAAAAAGAAAUAAUCUAAAUUGAAAACAUUGGGCUCAUGAAAUGUUCUUUGAAAGCAAGGGGGACGCUGGAAUUCUUGAGGUUUUCUCUUGUGGUACUGGGUGCCAUUCCACAAAGUUGUCAUAGCUCUGAGACCCUAGUAACACCAAUACUUAAACAUAGAUCUCCAGUCAUUGUGCUCAGAUUCCUUUGUGGAUGGGGGCCCUGGGACCCGUUCCACAAAGCAAUCUUAGCCCUACAACUGUCGUAAGCCUAUGUUUAAGUAUGGGGGUUACGAUCAUCUUACCGCUAAGAUCGCUUUGUGGAACCGGGCCCUGGAAACUAGGGACCCACUAAAGGGUACAAAGGGACCCCUUGACUUUCUGGCUUAAUUUCAAAAACUGGUUUCGAGUCUAUUUUUUUAAUAAGGCACAAAUAAGAGACAAAUAGGAAAGUCAUUUCAAAUCUUACCUGUCAUCUUUGUAUUUCAUGUUAAUAAAUACAAGGAAUAUAUUUCCACUGUAUUGACUUCAUGAAGAUGAAAGUUUGACUUGUAUACAGGACAAGAAUAUCCGACAAUAUUUGAGAAGUCUGCAAUUGUCAAAUUGGAUACCAUGUUCGACAUAACCACCCUGCUCAAAAUAAUGGCCUCCAACUUGUUUCAGAAACACAAUUUUAGGUGUUAUCAAGAGAAAAAGUAUACAGAAUAAAGAGCAACUGAAAACAAAUUGGAAUAAGAAUUUUUUAAAGACCAGUGUAAGAUAUUCCUGCUUGAACAAAAUAUAAUUGUUUACUGUUUACAUUUUCUGUCAGUUCAUUCAGCUCUAUUUGAAGCAAAAUUGAUACAUUAAGAACUGUUUAGUAGUCUUAGGUAAGCGGAUUAGCAUGAAUUUCGAAGGCUUCUUUAAUAACAGCCUGUCCAAGGGUUCAGAUUAUUUUCUGGGACAUUGGCAGAUUGUCAUCCAGUAUGUCAGAAGAAACCAAAUGUGCUAGGUCAAUAAUUGAUAAAAUAAUCAAAGUGUCCAUACGCCAUUUGUCUCAAGCAGACUCAGUGCUAUCAUUGGCGUGUUUGUUUCACCAUCAGGUGCAGCAUAUGUGGAAUAUGGUAUCUCUACUCAUUAUUUCUUGGUAUGCAUAUUACCAAACAUUUGAUGCAAUAUGAUGUAUUAUUGUGAUAGCUCCAGCCGCUGUGCUUGUGACUUACAUGUAUUUAUUCUUAGUCAUGCCAUACGCAAAAUGAAAGCUUUGCUGUAGUUUGUAGUUUCAUUGUCCGUUCACAUAUGUUUACUGCUGCAAGUGUAUUGAAGUUAUAUUUCUGUUGAUAUGUGAGCCUUGGAAGCUAUUGUAUUACAUGUUUAAUUUUAAGUAUGAGCUUGCAAGAGUUACUUCCCUUUACAUUAAAAAGAAUUUAGGUUUUUGUAUUGAAAUACUUUAAUCAUGUUAACAGGCUA
This is a messenger RNA of Haliotis rufescens (red abalone), 3026 nucleotides long. Its product is annotated as lipoma-preferred partner homolog. The coding region runs from base 144 to 1493 and encodes 449 amino acids. NCBI's taxonomy places the organism in Eukaryota, Metazoa, Mollusca, Gastropoda, Lepetellida, Haliotidae. The transcript is spliced from 9 exons. Gene Ontology annotation, cellular component: stress fiber; focal adhesion. Gene Ontology annotation, biological process: cell-cell adhesion. The record is from RefSeq and is a predicted model, not a curated record.